AUGGCCAAGCGCUGGCAUCCGGACAAGAAUCCGAAUUGCAGCUCCUGCCAGGAGACCUUCUCAAGGAUCGCUGUGGCCUACGAGACGCUGUCCGACGAAUCAAAGCGCGCUGCUUACGACGAAGCCGGCGGCACGGCGAGCUCCGAAUUGACGUCCCCGAAGAGCGUCCCUCUGAACAAGGGCAACUUCGACGAGCUGGUGACGUUCUCUAACGACGUUUGGAUCGUGCAGGUUUUCCGACCGGAUAAUCCUCACUGCGCGAGCUUUCACCCUUUCUGGGAGAAUCAGAUCCAGAAGUACCAGCACUUGGUCCGUUUCGGGCGCAUCGACGUGACCGACGACCAGGCCAAGUGGCUUCCUUUGAAGGUGCGCGUGCUUCCGACUGUCCUGAAGUUUGGCAGGCACUUGGGAGCCGUGGAGAUUUUCCCUGUAACGCAGAUGCAUGAGACUCCACAGGCGCUCACGAAGUUCGUGCUCACCUCCUUCCCGAACAUCGGGUUGCCGCUCAGCUCGGACCGUAAUGCGCUAGCAUCCUGGUUGAGCAGAUCAACUCGGCGACACAAGGUGCUCUUUGCCAUCCCGGGCAAGAGUGAGGAGGAGCGCUACAAGUCCCACCUGGUCCCGCGGAAGCUCGCGGCCCAAUGGUCCGAGGUCUUCGAGGUCCGGUCAGCUGAGACCGAGCUCUUGCACGGCCUGCCCUUGCCGGCCCAGGUGAAGGCAGCUUUGCCGUCCAAGGCGUCGGGCCAGCAGGCCGCUGCUCUGCUCUUUGCCGCCAGAGGCACUCAAGAGCCAAAGGCGGUAGCGGCGUUUUCCUGGCCGACAGGAGAGGAGGAGAUGGUCUUGGAGCUGAUGCGCUUCACGGAGAUGGUCGGAGUCUCCCUCAGCGUGCAGAGUGCAGAGUUGCUUUGCCGCUCACUGGCGAUGCGGAGGGUCUACUGCCUUGUGCUGCUGGAUUCCCCGACCGCAGCUUUGGCGCGAGCGGCCCGCGACCUGCAAGAGUCCCGCACCAUGUACCAGGGGGAGGUGGCGCAGAUUCGAGAAAGCGGCGGGGAGGUCGCCGAAGAUGAGGACAAUUUCGUCAUUCCAAUCCUCCGGCUGCUGCGGCACUCCUCGGGCCUGGAACCCUCCGUCGCGUCUUGCUUCGCUCCGAAGUUUCCGCAGGUGGAGAGAGCCCUCGCUGGCUCCUCGGCCUUCCUCAUGGACUUAGACACCCAUCGCCUGGCACCGCUCCGGCUCAGCCUCUCCUCCUUCAAGGGCCUCUACCCCCAGAUCGCUUAUGAGGACAGCCUGAACUGGGUGGAUGCUUUGGAGAUCCGCUCCUUGCCAGACUGCAGCGAGGGCAUGCGGCAGCGCUUCGUGAGGCAGCUGUCCCAGUCCUCGUUCACGGAGCUGGCCUGGCAGCUGAUGUUCGCGCUCUUUCUGGUGGAGGUGAUCGCCAAAGCCCUGGCAAGCGGGUCAGUCUUGUGGUGGCUAGGUGCAUCUGGCAUGGUGUUUGCCACGCUGUCGAGGUCUCCGCCUUUCCUGCGUUUGCUCAUGAGCUACGUGCCGGAGUUCUUUCUGACCCCUCAGCUCCUGGAGGGCUGA
This is a messenger RNA of Symbiodinium sp. CCMP2456, 1584 nucleotides long. NCBI's taxonomy places the organism in Eukaryota, Dinophyceae, Suessiales, Symbiodiniaceae. The record is from the annotation of a GenBank genome assembly.